UUCUUUCGUCAGAGGGUGGUGAAUCUGUGGAAUUCUUUGCCACAGACGGCAGUGGAGGCCAAGUUAGUGGAUAAGGCAGAGAUUUACGUAGUCUCUGAAAUUUAUGUUGAGGUCGGAGUCUGGACAUUUUUACCGACUCCGACUCCAGCAGCACCAAAAUUGCUACCAUUCUGACAACUCCGACUCAGACUCCACAGCCCUGGAAAUAUACAUAGUCUGGGGGGAAAACAGAGGUAAAUAAUGUUAUAAAUCAGCAGGGGAGCGAAAUAAACACGGUCUGGGGAGAAAACUGGGGGUUUAGGAGCCGUUGGUGUCGACGGUGAGACGGGGACGAGAGCGGCCAUUGAGGGCGGCCAGGGUGCCGAUGAGCCCCCCCCUCUAACUGCUCGGCUGCGGGCUGAGCUUCGGUGGAGGACCACAUGAUGGGGCACAACAAGGAGAAGCGUUAUGAGUGCAAUGUGUGCGGCAAGGCCUGGCAGCACCCGAGCAAGCUGGAGACCCACCGGCGGGUGCACACAGGCGAGAAGCCCUAUGGCUGCACCACCUGCGGCAAGAGUUUUGCCUGGUUGUCGGGGCUGCGGGAGCACCGGCGGGUGCACAGCAAUGAGCGGCCCUUCACCUGCUCCGACUGUGGCAAAGGCUUCAAGUCGUACAGGGAGCUGAAGGCGCACAGGCGGGUGCACAGCAGUGAGCGGCCCUUCACCUGCUCCGACUGCGGCAAGGGCUUCACCCAGUCCUACCCCCUGCUGGUGCACCAGCGCAUCCACACCGGCGAGCGGCCCUACACCUGCACCCAGUGCGACAAGGGCUUCACAUGCUCCACCAGGCUCCUGACCCACCAGCUGGUACACUCCGGCGACUAUCCCUUCCCCAGGCACUUUGGCUGCUCCGACUGCGGCAAGGACUUCAAGGGGGCACAUGACCUGAAGGCCCACCGGCGGGUGCACACGGGUGAGAGGCCCUAUGGCUGCUCCACAUGCGGCAAGAGCUUUGCCUGGUUGUCGGGGCUGCGGGUGCACCGGCGGGUGCACAGCAGUGAGCGGCCCUUCACCUGCUCCGACUGCGGCAAAGGCUUCAAGUCGUCCAAGGACCUGAAGCAGCACAGGCGGCUGCACACCGGGGAGCGGCCCUACACCUGCGCCCAGUGCGGCAAGGGCUUCACCCAGUCCAACCACCUGCUGAUGCACCAGCGUACCCACACCGGCGAGCGCCCCUACACCUGCGCCCAGUGUGGCAAGGGCUUCACAUGCUCCACCAGGCUGCUGUACCACCAGCGGAUGCACUCUGUCGACCGUCCCUUUCCCAGCCCAGUGUGUGGAGAGAGCUUUGCCAUGGCCUCUCAUGCCCUGUCUCACCAGCGGGUGCACACCAGUGGCCAGCCCUACGACUGCCCGCAUUGCAGUGAGGCUUUUGACAGCUCGCGGGGUUUGCGGCAGCACCGGCGGGCCCACGCUAGCGAACGGCUGCUCCCACUGAAGCAAGGGUGUCAAGAGCGCACGGGGGCUGCGGGAGCACCAGCGGAUGCACACCAGAAAGAGACCCUUUGUAUGCGCUGAAUGUGGCAAGGGUUUCACCCGUAUGUCCAGCCUGUGGCAGCACCGGCGUACCCACAGCAGUGAGCAUCCCUUCCGACAUCACAUCAAUUGGCUAUGGUGUCAUCAUUGUGUUGGAGAGGCAGUAUAGUAAAUAUUGAACUUGAUGUAACUGAGAAACUGCAGGAGGAGACUGCAUUAGCAAGAUCACACAACAUUGAUGCGGAGGAGAUAAUGGGGGUGUUUAGCUCAUCGAAACAGAAAUCUCCCAAUGCCACCAUGUGUUAUUUGUCAUGUAAGAUGCGGGCCUGCAAGAAUAAAACAGUCAAUUACCUUGAUAAUCUCGAGGAGCAUCGUAGGGAGGAGGUGCUCUAAGGCAGUGACAUGGGGGAGAGUGCAGAGGAACAGACGGAAGAAAAAA
Amblyraja radiata (thorny skate) is the source of this 1953-nucleotide messenger RNA. RefSeq names its product zinc finger protein 239-like. The coding region runs from base 420 to 1556 and encodes 378 amino acids. NCBI's taxonomy places the organism in Eukaryota, Metazoa, Chordata, Chondrichthyes, Rajiformes, Rajidae. The record is from RefSeq and is a predicted model, not a curated record. The transcript is spliced from 2 exons.